This is a messenger RNA of Rotaria socialis, 2337 nucleotides long. The record is from the annotation of a GenBank genome assembly. NCBI's taxonomy places the organism in Eukaryota, Metazoa, Rotifera, Eurotatoria, Philodinida, Philodinidae.
AUGCGUUAUUUCAUAUUUUAUCCGCCAAGUCAAUCAUUAAGAUUAAUUGAUGUUACCGAAGAUGAUUGCGUUGAAAAUACACUUAUAUCAAUUAAACAAGAAUUCGAUCUUAAAGUUUACGAUAAUGGUUCAUCUGAUAAAUCAGUUGUGCUUAAUUAUAAUGGUUGUGAUCUUAAACCAAAAUGGACAUUUGGCGAUUUAAAUAUUCCAUCAGGAGCAAUUAUUCGUUGUGUAACACGACAACAACAAGCAGCUGAUCUUUAUAUUCAUUGUGGAUUUAAUAAACAAAUACUAAAAUUAUUUGAUUCAUCAAUUACAAUUGGGACAACAAUUGGUACAAUAAGAAAAAAAAUUUCGGAUAAAAUAGGUUUACCAUUAAGUACAUUUUGUCUUGAAAGUUAUGAUGGUAAACAACGUUUAUAUGAUGAUAUGAAAUUAAUGACUUAUGAUAUUAAAGUUCAUGAUCAUGUUUAUUUGAAAGUAUGGCAAGGUUAUGAGAAAUUUAUCAAUUCUUGUAUCAAAGGUUUUACAGAACAUUUUUCUCAUGAUGAUGUCAUUCGACAUUAUCAAUCACAAAUCGCAUUAUAUGUUGCUGCUUUCUAUGGUCAUUUGGAUUUGGCUAGAUCUGUUAUAGAACAAGGUGCACGAAGUGAUCGUCCUGUAGGUGAACAUCCAUCUCGUCAAUGGUCUUUGGAAACUAGUACUCAAGCUUUACCGGAAAUGCUAAAAUGUCCUAUUCAUAUUGCCGUUGAACGAGGCCAUAUUAAAAUGGUUGAUAUUUUUGUUCGACAUUCAGUUUUAUGUACACAAAUACGAGAUCCUACUACACACUAUUUGCCUUAUCAAUUGGCAAAUGCACAUUUAUUGUCAGCAAAUACAAAAGAAGAAAAACAACGUUACAGUGAAAUUUAUUAUUAUUUAAAAAAUAAGCAAUUUAAUUUGAAAAUACCAUUGACUGCUAGUGGUGAAUAUGUGACACAAUUGUUAACAUCAUCGACGUCAGUAAGUUCUAAUCCAGUGUUUGCGCUGUCAGCAUUUUUUGGUCAUAUUUCAUUAUCAAUGUACUGCAAAAUUAUAAGUUGGUACGAACGAGCUCGUGAAAAAGUAUGGAAAAGAACCGGUGGACACCUCUUCACAGCAUCGCCAGCGAAACGUAUUUAUCCCGUAACAGGUUUACUCGGCUAUAAAGUAUUAAUUGAUGGAUAUAAUAAUAAAUUUGAAGUACCAGUAGAACAGCUUCGAGGUGCACGUUAUAGCGGUACGAAUAAAUCGGAUCAUUUCGAUCAUUACGUUGGUUUUAGUGAUGAAGAAAGACAAAAAAUUAUUCAAACGAAAGCAUAUAUUAAACAAUUUGCAUUAGACGAACGAAGACGUGCUAAACAAAUUGCUCGUGCACGUCUUCAACAAGCACGUCAAACACCUACGUCACUACCUCGUACAUCAGCAGAUUUACAAAAGCAUCGAACGAUAACAAUAUCAGAAGAUGUUUCAUCGUCAUCAGAACUUUUCAUGGGUCAAUAUCUAGCGUCGUUUUCAGCAACAAACACAAAAGCUAUGAAACCUAUUGUUGAACUAGAUAAUUCAUCAACAACUACUAGUUUAUUACAAUCAACAGUCAUUAAUCCUAAUCGAUCUGACACAUCUCUUGAAUCAAAAGAAAAAAUGAAAAAAACAUCAAAAACAAGUCAAGUAGCACCAUCGUCGACAGUUGUUAGCGAAGAAAAUAAACAUAUAUUACCGAGUAUUGUGUCGACAACAACCAAUAAAUUGGAAAUAGUUGCUCAUACAACUAAUACACAAGCUUUUCAACCAAUGAUGUCAUCCGCUGAUGCUUAUAUAUUAUCAUCAAGUCGUAUCGCUUUGGAUACUGCAGCAACUAAAGCAACCAGAACAUAUGAAUUAUAUCAACAAAAUGAACAAUCGCCACAACAAGAACAGCACUCUAAAGAUGCGUCACGUUCAGUUCCUGUUCAACGUGCUCCAAUGCUUGAUCUUGAUUCACAUAUACCUUUACCAGAUCAUCCAAAAACUACAUCUUUUGGUCCAAUAAAAUCUCGUAUUGAUCUAGAAAUUCGUCAGUCAACAUUGCAAUCGUAUGAACGUUAUUCAAGUGCAACAACACGAUCCACAGCUAUUCAAUGUUUAGAAGAAGCGUCGUUUUUCAAGAAAAAAACAUGGAUUAAAAAAGUUGAAAUAAGUAAAGAAAUGCUUAAACAUAAAGUUCAACAACGAAUGCGUCGUGCCAUUGAUGAAACAAACAAAAUGCCAGUGUUAACAACAUGUCAAUCAGCGAUCACCAAACCAUCACAUAAUUCAAAUACCAUUAAAGUUAAUUAA